Messenger RNA from Taeniopygia guttata (zebra finch), 2357 nucleotides. RefSeq lists its product as uncharacterized. The record is from RefSeq and is a predicted model, not a curated record. Lineage: Eukaryota; Metazoa; Chordata; Aves; Passeriformes; Estrildidae.
UCGGCUGUGGGGCGGGACGGGGCGCGGCCGCCGCCGCGGCUCGCUCUCUGCCUCAGCAGCGGUCGUGUGGGCAUCCAUGUGGCGGCUGGCUUCGCUCCUGUGCCUUUCGCCCCUCCUGGCACACAUCUACUGUGAAGACAUAGUUGGCAUCAUGGGAGAAAAUUUUACUUUUCCAGUACAAAUAGACCAAAAAAUAGUGGAAGCUACCUGGAAGAAAAACAAGGAUAAAGUGGUUGAAUGGGAAGAGCAAAACAACCCGAUAUAUUUUGAUCCUCUCGGCAGCAGGAGUGUACUUAUGGAGAAUGGAUCCUUGACUAUAGUUAACUUGCAGAAGGGUGAUGCUGGCACAUAUGAGUUACAGUACCGGGAUUUUGUGGGAGAUCACAACUUAAACUUUGUACUUUCUGUGUUAGAUUCCCUUCCAAAACCUAAAAUAAGUUGCAACACCAGCGAUGAUGAACUUGUGCUAAACUGUACAGCAAAUUUCCAGAGGUCUCUGAAUUAUGCUUGGAAGCUCAGUAACAAUCCACAAAGCUAUCAGAACCAGGAGCUUUCCAUCCCUGUGAAGAAUGUUGAUAUUACCACCAAUGCUACAUGUAUAAUUAAAUUUUCACAAACAGAAAGGAGGUCUGAAAUCUCUUUGCGUUCAUGCCUUCCAGAAGGAAAAGGAGACAGUUCUCAGAAACGACACAGAUAUUACCUUAUUGCAGCUAUUAUCCUAGUAGGAGUCCUAGGAGGAAUCCCAGUACUCCUGCUCAGGAAAGGUAUAAUUAAACUUGGUACAGGAAGAAGGACUGCUCAGAAUAACAGUGCAAUGAAUGGCUCAGGAGAACAUGAGCAACUUUUCCCUGGGAACAGCGAACAACAAUCUAACUCACAGGGAGCUGCAUUUUCACAAACUGUUGAUUGCGGGAAUGAAGAGCCUGAAGCAGACAGAGCACUGAACAGGGAUAUGAAUGAGAAAGAGAAUCAGAUAGUUAAGAAUGGUGUAAAUCAGGAAGAAGUGACCCAGGAUACAGAAGGUGGAAAUGGGGGGCAGCCCAACAACUCUUCCAGCAGCACUAAAGAAGACAAAACUGCUGAUGAACCUGUCAUGAAACCAGGAAUGGACUUGGAACAGUCUGCAUAGCUGCAGAGGAAGAUCUUAAACCAUAAGCAAAUAAUUGCUUUGUUGCCCAAAGAAAUAUGGAAGAGAAGCAAUAGAAAUCAGUGAUGAAUGAGGUGCUACCUUUUCCCUUGAAGGGCUUCCACAAGCAAUGAAGUUGUCAGAGCUUCAUCAAGAAGUAUUUUAAAGACUGAACUGUUUCCAGUGCCUAUUUUUCUGUUCCUCAGGAAGGACAGCCUUCUCUUUCUAGUGCCACUAUGUGAAGACACAUAGGCCAAACCACGGACAAAAUCUUUUGAAUUGUUGUAUAUGAUUUUAACAAACCAUAUGGUUCAACAUUUAACAAACCUUAUGGUUUGUUAUAUGGUUUGUUUUAUAGUUAUUUUUACUAACACACUAAAGCCUCUUUGUAGUUGAUAUUUAGAGAUUUAAAGCUUAAUAUAUUUGCAUGAAUGUGGAAAAAUCAAAGACUGGUCAACUUUCACUUUUUUAUCAGUGCCUUUUUACAGUCAGAAAAAAACCUUCAUCCUUCAGCAGGCCCAGAUGGGUGGAAGUUUGCAUUUUCUAAUCUUGGUUCUAGACAAAGCUAUGUCCUAGAGUUGCUAAAUGCCUGGCAAACUGAUCAUGUCCUGACAGUCAUUCAUUCUGUGAUAAAAUUACAUUUCAGCUUGUUGUUGCACUGAAACAAAGCUCUCAUUAACAACAGGUUUGGGCUUUUCCUAAAAAUUUUUAUAUUUUUUUUAACUUUUAGGCUUUUUAAGCCUUUGCACUUCAUAUUUUCUAAGAAUGUCAUCUCACUACUACUCAUUCCUAGGAAAUAAUAGUAUGUUUUUAAGUUGCUUGAGAGUAGAACAAAAACUUGAAAACUGAGGUUGUGUAUAUAAUGAAGUUUAAAAAGAAAAACACCAUGCAUUAAUCCUUUCAGAACAUCAAGCUAUGGAGUGUUUUUCAUUAUGUUUACAUGCUGGUUGUUUAUGAAAGUUGAAAGCCAGUUUAGUUAAUUUUAAAGGUGGUAUGUGUAAAGAAUCAUGAAGGUUUGACACUGGUAACCAGAGAUCAGAGGUUUCAGGUUUCCCCUUGUUUCAAUUUAUGCCCUUUCCACUCCCACAAUUUCUUCUUCUAUUUGCAGCUGUGCUGCACAAGUCUACAGCUUGUACACGGUGCAUUCAAGUCACUUUUGGUAGGACUUUUGUCUACUGCUUUCUGUAAAUAUUUAUAAUUUAUUAAAAAAAAAUACUCAAGAUGUAAAAAA